UGAACCCCAAUCAAUCCCGGCUUAUCAAGGCAUCGCUCGUGUCACCCCAGUGAGGUUUUGCGCCCUACCCAUGUUGAAAGGAACAACAGGAAGCUGAAGAACAUGCUCACACACAGGAUGUGGGUUGUAGAAGUUGCGAGCGCUUAGAGGAAGAGAGCAGGGGGAGGAGGAGGGAGCGCUCGCUCGGUGCAGCUCUCAACGGUCUGACCCUUUUUCAUUAGGUGCGACAGGUGUCUGGACUAAGGUUUUAGUCGUCGUUUUUUUUUUUUUUUUUUUAGAUGUCUGCCUUUUAUUUAUAGACUUUUUAAAUGUUUUUGUUUUGGGGUGUCAUAAGUUGUGUCAUGGAGUGGGAGAGGCUUUGAGAGAGAAAAAAAUGAUGGAAGAAGACGACAGGAUGGACCCUGAAGACUCGGAGACGGAUGAAGCACCUUCCUGGUCACCUCAGUCAAGGAAUCGGCUGUUGGCGGUUAACUCAGACUAUGCAGGAAAGAAAAGGAAGCAGGACCCACACAGUGGUGCAGGGAGUUUAGCAGGAUGCACAGAGGACAAUGACGAAGAGGACCUUGAUGUCAGUACAGACUCUUUCAAUGAUUCUGAGGAACCUUUAAACAAAAAGAGAGGAACUGUUGGAAAGGGGGCUCCACUCACAGGAAUUAUUACACCUGCGAAAACGCCAGCAUUGAAACGCCUGGGACAGUCCAUACAGAGGUCCAUCAGUUUCCGGACAGAGGCACGGCCACUGCCUGCCAUGCCAUCCAUCCGGACACGACAGAAGGCAUCUUCGUUUCCACGGCGCCGGAACAGCCAGCUGUGGAGUGACACAGUGGACUGUACGACCCAGGACCUGAGCGCCAAAGAGAUCAAGAGACAGGAGAUCAUCUAUGAACUUACACAGGGGGAGAGACAGCUCAUAGAGGACCUGAAUUUGGUCAAAAAAGUGUAUUAUGAGCCCAUGCUGACACUGAACAUUUUGACGGAGAGUGAGCUGGGCCAGAUAUUUGGGACGCUCGACUCCCUCAUACCUCUUCAUGAAGAUUGCCUGACUCGCCUGGAGCGGCUGAGAGGAGCAGAGAAAUUUGUGGAGUCGGUUGGGCCCACCUUAACACAGUGGUUCCCCUGCCUGGAUGCGUACAUCACCUACUGCUGCAACCAGGUGGCAGCGAAGGCGCUGCUGGACCAGAAGAAGCAGGAUCGGCGCGUGGACCAGUUCCUGCGGCUCUGCCAGGAGUCCUCCUUCAGCAGGAAACUGGACCUGUGGAACUUCCUGGACCUGCCGCGUAGCCGCUUGGUCAAGUACCCACUGCUUCUCAAAGAGAUCAGGAAGUGCACGCCCGCCGACCACCCCGACGAGGAGUUCCUACCUGGCGCUAUUGAACUCAUUCAGAGCAUCGUGUCCAAGGUGGACAAGAAGACGGGGGAGGCCGAGUGCCAGUUCUACAGGCAGGCCCUGUGCUACCCGGAGGACGUCCAGAGAGUGUCCGAGAUCAUGCGCUCCCGCUACAUCUACUGCCACGGCGAGCUGAAGAGCACCAAGGGACAUAAGCUGCAUGUGUUCCUGUUUGAGCUGGUGUUGGUACUGACCCGGCCUCAGGUGUCCGAGGGCUCGGUGCAGUUCCAGGUGUACCGGCAGCCCCUCCCUGCUGCAGAUAUCAAUCUUGAGGACAUCCCAGACGGAGAGGCAGGGAGCUCCGGAUCAUUCCGUGGGGCCUUCACUGGGAAUGACAAAGUGAAGAACUGUUUCAGAGUGAGCAGCAGGGGGCGCACUAAGGCGCAGUCCCACAGCCUCCAGGCCAACGACUCCUUCAACAAGCAGCAGUGGAUCUCCUGUCUGCGCCAGGCAAUUGUCCAAUCACGGGACGGCGAGACUCACUCCCGCCGACCGUCUGGCUUCUCCCCAGACCCUGGCCUGUGUCACAUAGCGGAGUUGAGCCUGAACUCUGACGUGGAGAUGAUGGGUUAAUAGAGCUCCAUAAGCAAGCAUGCUAUUGAACAUGAGGGGAUUUCGCAUUGGAACAUUUUCUGGUACUUGCAGUGACUCUGUACCCCCCCCCCCCCCCCACACACACACACACACACACACACACACACACACCACCACCACCACCACCCCACACCACCCUGAGCACUGUGCCACUUUGAUCAAAGAAAUGGCAUGAACUUCCUCCGGAUGCUUCUCAGUAGCAGAAUAAAUCAUACCGAAUGUGAAGGAGGACUCAAGAUAGGAGGUAGUUUUCAGAAGAUGAUCAUGCAUAAGAUAACGAAUGUAUGUGUAGGUGGGUGCUUGUAUAACUGUUGGUGUGGUAUUUUUUGCAGUGAACCAUUUUAUUAUUUCAAUCACUUGCCUACAUGUUAAAUGCAUAGUCUAAAUAUUCUUCAUAACAUUUUAUAUAAAAAAUCAAAUAAACUGACAUAAGUGCUGUCUUCCACCACCAUUAUUCAUUUUAAUCC
This is a messenger RNA of Sardina pilchardus (European sardine), 2448 nucleotides long. RefSeq names its product Rho guanine nucleotide exchange factor (GEF) 3, like (gene arhgef3l). Gene Ontology annotation, biological process: positive regulation of Rho protein signal transduction; intracellular signal transduction. NCBI's taxonomy places the organism in Eukaryota, Metazoa, Chordata, Actinopteri, Clupeiformes, Clupeidae. The record is from RefSeq and is a predicted model, not a curated record. Gene Ontology annotation, molecular function: guanyl-nucleotide exchange factor activity. The transcript has 13 exons. Bases 374 to 1960 code for a protein of 528 amino acids.